UGUACCUUAUUUUGUAUUAUUCAUGUAUUUUCUUGCUUUAUUUUUCUUCUUGUCCUCCAAUGUUUUAGCAUUCACAAAUAAUGUGAAUUUACCAAAAAACAAGGAGGCUUCUUAUGAUUGGAUGAUUAUUUUGGGAGGAGUCCUUCUCAUUAUCCUGAUCCUUGUUUUACUGGUUGUCAUAAGAUGUCAUGUUUCUAGUAAAAAACAAAAUUGUGAUUAUGAUCCAGUGAAUAAGACUCUUGACCAGGAAAACUGUACUAAAUCUAAUACUGCUGAAGAACCCCCUGAAGAUGAUGGCUUCAGCAAUUGCAUGGCUAAGAUAAAUACUAAUAAUAAAACUUCACUUGCAAAACUACCUGAAGAAGAAAACAUUAGUUAUUACUUGGCUAAGAUCAAUGCCAGUGACCAUGAUGAAAAAUCUAAUAUUUUUGGCAACAGUUAUCAGAAUAUAGAUUUGUAAAGCUGAUUUCUCUUCCACAUAGCCACAUUCUUGAUUAACACACAAGCAGCAGCUUAUUUGCUGCAUUAGUAAAUCCACAUUCAGUAUGAUUCAAUGAUCAUUAGAUCACUAUCAAGCAGUGUUCCCUCUAUUUCACUACAACCAUCAUCACCAUCACCAUUACCAACACCACUGUCACUACAAUCAUAGUCACUUAUGUUCUUCUCCAAGCUUGCUAACAAUAUAAUGCAUCAAUAAAAACUCAAAUCAUUACAUAUACAGGGGUUGGACAAAAUAAUGGAAACACUUUAAGAUUUCAAACAAAUUUAUUUUAAUAUCGGGUAGGACCGCCUUUGGCAGUAAUUACAGUUUGAAUUCUACAAGGUAUGGACUCGUAUAAAGUUUGAAUUGUUUCCAAAGGAAUUUUUGUCCAUUCUUCAGCUAAAACAGUCUCCAGUUCUUGUAGUGAUGAUGGUGGAGGAUAUCGACUCCUUACUUGUUUUUCUAAAAUGCACCAUAAAUGUUCAAUAAUAUUGAGAUCUAGGGACUGUGGUGGCCAGAUAAGAUGUUCAACUUCACUAGAAUGUUCCUCGUGCCAUUCAGUUACAACUUUAGCUGUGUGAAUUGCUGCAUUGUCAUCCUGAAAGAUUGCGUUUCCCUCCAGAAACAGUUCCACAACCAUAGAAUGAAUUUGAUCAGAUAAAAUGCUUAAAUAGUCUUGACUAUUAAUUCUGCCAUGAAAGGAAACCAUUGGGCUGGUGGAUUUCCAAGGUAAAGCCCCCCAGAUCAUCACAGAUCCUCCUCUAUGUUUAACAGUUGGAAGAUGGCAGCCUGGGUCAAAUACUUCUUUUGGCUGUCUCCACAUGUAUACUCGGUCGAUGGUCAGAAAUAAGGUAAAAGAUGACUCGUCCGAGAAAAUAACAUUCUUCCACUGCCCUAGGGACUAAUCCUGUAGGUUUUUACUCCACUCUAAAUGCUUUGCAACGUUUGUUUUUGAAAGCAGUGGUUUUCUCAUUGUAGCUCUCCUGUGAAAUUCGGCUUUGUGCAGCUCCUGGCAAACAGUUUUUGUGGAAACUGGGUGCUCAAGGUGGUCGUUAAGUUCUGCAGUAAUUUUGGGAGAUGUACUUCUGUGAUCCUUUCUAACAAUUUGCGUAAGAGUUUGACAGUCCCUAUCUGAAAGUUUUGGUUCUCUUCUGGAGUUUUGUUUUGACGAGGAGGUUUUUUCCUCUUUCUUAAAAGCUGUCAUUACUUCUUGAUACACCAAACAUUUCGUUACACUAGCACCUGCCAUACGAGCACCAACAAUUUGACCUCUUUGAAAGUCCAAUAGAUCUGUCGUUUUAAUGAAUUUUAAUUACCUUUUUCUGAUGAUAUCUGAAAAGAAAGAUCAAUUUUAGCAAAACACUAAUAAUUAAUCAAAAAACAUAAAAAUAGACAAGCUUUCAACGGUUUUAUAGAUGUUUCAAAAUUAUGAUGCUAUGAUGCUAGGCGUUUCCAUUAUUUUGUCCAACCCCUGUAUCUUUGAGCACAGAUCUCUAACCAUCACCAAGACCCUAUAACAAAACACUUCAUCAUAUCCUUCUUCCUCAGAACCUUAUCCCUGUUUGGGUAUUAUGUAUCUGCCUUAAUCUCUCCAUCCUCAGCUCAGUUAUAUUAAAUCCUCAGUGUAAGAUGGCUUAAAAACACUGUAGUAACGCCUUGUCUCGUGCGCAUGCGUAGUCAUCAAUAUCCAAGUUUGGCGCCCUGAUUCUUUCUCUUUCUCGGUCGGCCGGCCAUGAGCAUGGACGGGUCAAGCUGUCUCUCCAGCAUUCCAGCUCUGGGGACAGCUCAUUCCAACAUUCCGGCGUCUCAGCAACCAGUUUAAGGCUGCCUAUUUCCUCCAUAAAUAAAUAUUGCUGUGUUGAUA
Molecule: messenger RNA, 2345 nt
Organism: Octopus bimaculoides (California two-spot octopus)
Lineage: Eukaryota; Metazoa; Mollusca; Cephalopoda; Octopoda; Octopodidae
Source: RefSeq, a predicted model, not a curated record